AUGUCAGAUCAGAAGAGACUUAAGGAAGUUACUCAUUUUACAUUCUCUGCAAAACAGGAUAGUGACGAGAAAAGUGAUGUUAGAGGGAAUGUCGAUGAUUAUGAUGAUGAAGAAGAUAAUCGUGUACAUGAGGAAAUCAAAACAGCAAAUAUAAAGAGGUUUGCUUUGGUAGAUACUACUUCGGAAAGCAGUGAGCUUGCGCAUACACAUGAUGAAAAACGUGAUGAGCCUGCUCCCAGUGAUAGGAGAGGUUCUUGUAAUGAAAGUUUACCACAUUCAUUUAUAAGAGAGUCUUCUUGUGUUUCACUGUCGGUUACAUCAGAGAUUGUUCCGUCUCUCUCCACGCGAGUAGAUGAGGUGCCUCCUGAGUCAACACUGGGUUUAAUGGAAAAAUUCUCCUCUCUAAAUGCUGAACAGGACUUUCUCAAGUCCUUGUCUUCUCACGAUAUACGGAAGGAGGAAUUAAAAGAUAUAUUGCAAGCAUUCUCUACAUUCCCAAAUCAUACCGUAUCGAGUGAAAUUGGGAAUGAAAACAUGGAAGUGUCUGUUUUAAAGCCUAUCCAUGAUAAUGCCCCUGAUAACAAAGUAACUUCUGUUCACCCUCAACGGGUCCUCCAGAAGCGUAAGAACCCUUUAGCAGAAUUGUAUUAUAGAGGUAUUAAUAGAAGAAAAAAUUUAGAGGAGAAUCUAAAAGCCAUUAGAGAAGCUCAGGUUAAAGAACUUGAAAAUUGUACGUUUCAACCAAUUAUUACAAAACGAGGAAGAUCUGUUCGACAUUCUAGUAGUCACUCUGGAUACUACAGGCAUAACACACACCUUCGUCAACGGCUUCUUCUUGAAACAUGGAGAUCUGAGAGAAAUGAGCAGUGCCGUCCAAUUCCUGUGAUUUCUAAGGGUUCUGAAAAUAUAGUUCGUCGAGUUAGAGGAGGAAGUGCUCCAGUUAUUCCAGCGAGUGAACGAUUGUACAUGGACUCGGCACGUCGUCGAUGUAGAAUAGAGGAGGAAGAGGAAAAACCAAAAAAACCUGUAGUCGUUCGAACCCUAGAUGAUGUUAAAGCUCAUGUUGAUGGUCUUUACUUAAGUGAGGAGAAACGUAAGCUUGCAUUACAGAAACUACGUGACGAGAUGGAAAAGAAUACUUAUCAGACACCACUUCAUGUCAAUUCAAAGGAUGUAGUAAAUCGACUUACUCAAGGUAAACCAAAGUCAAAAUGUUAUCACUUAGAGAACGAAGAUGAUGUACGUUUUAAACCUAAGCUUAGCUCUACAACGAAGGUAUUAAGUGUAUGCGCAAGAAAACGGAGACUAGAGAAGUGGUACCGUUUUUGGUGUCAGUACCAAAAUUCAAAAGAAUUACCACAAUGUGCGAUUUUUGAAAAAAUUCGUGAUGCACUACAAGGAGAAACUUUUCCAGAUGGACUUUCCCUGGAUGUUUUUUGUAUCGCUCUAGAUAAAUAUGAGGAAACUCAUGGAACUCAGUUGUGGCAUUCAAUUUUGCCUCCUUCAGAGCCACACUUAAAUGAAGAACUAACUUUUGUACCGAAAGUAAAUCCUUAUAAAAGAAAAGAGAGUUCCUCUUCAAUACAUCAAAGAUUGUUUCAGGUGGCUAAAACAAGACAGAUGGCCUCAAAGAAGAAGGAUCAAAUGCAGCGUGAGGCGGAAUUUCUAGCAGAGGAGAAACGAAGAAAAAAACUUCAGUUAUGGUCUGCUCAAAAUUCAAAAGUAAAAGAAAAAACCAGAAGCGUAGGCGUUGAAAUGUCACAUACUACUUCUCUUCGCCGUGAGCUCACUCAAAAUGCGGAUUUUUCCUCUGGAGUUGGAUCAUCCUCAUUGUCACAAGUAUCUUCUUCUUCUUCUUUAGAACAUAUGGAACCCAUUUUUGCUUCUGAACUUGUGCCUGAGAAAUGUGCAUUAUUAAACCUUUUAAAUGCUGCAGAUGAUUUGCGUAAUUUAAUAGAUGAACCGAAUGAAAUAGAUAUUCACUUUUCUCCGUCUCCUUCAUCUAAUUUAAAUGGCUUACAGACUGAAGUAAACCCUCAAUCACAUUCCUUUACUUCAACAGUUGAGAUUGAAAUGGAGGUGGAAACAGACUCUGCCGUGCCACCUGUUUUGCCAUGCAAGCAACAGAAACCUAAACGCUUGACUGAUAUGCAGGUCUCAACUGAUAUCUUGCUUGAAUGUGCUCUUAGUCGCCGCACGUGGUCUGCAGAUGUGUCAACACGAAGGCGCGAACAGUGUGAAAAUCGUCGUCGACUUAAAGAAGUAGGCAAAACGCUUUAUCAGAGGAUGUAG
Molecule: messenger RNA, 2292 nt
Organism: Trypanosoma theileri
Lineage: Eukaryota; Euglenozoa; Kinetoplastea; Trypanosomatida; Trypanosomatidae
Exons: 1
Coding region: 1-2292 (763 amino acids)
Source: RefSeq, a predicted model, not a curated record